Messenger RNA from Lasiodiplodia theobromae, 867 nucleotides. RefSeq lists its product as uncharacterized. The transcript has a single exon. Bases 1 to 867 code for a protein of 288 amino acids. The record is from RefSeq and is a predicted model, not a curated record. Lineage: Eukaryota; Fungi; Ascomycota; Dothideomycetes; Botryosphaeriales; Botryosphaeriaceae.
AUGCGCCCAUCGUUCAGCUUCGACACGGUCGACCUUCUCGCCAACCGUAAUAGCCUCCGCAAGCUUUUUGACUUCGCCUGUGACAGGGCUCCGGACAAUUUUCGCAUCGAUCUCUCACUAGUAGGGAACACCCUGGUCAUGACACGCCGCGAACGCAGCCUGAAACAGAAAAUCAAACGAACGUCAUCGGAUGGUGGGUGGGGGCACAACUUCGAGUUCGCCUUCACCGAGGCCGCACCAGGACUUGAGGAUGCCAACGGCCAUCAUCGCGCAGUUCAGUACAGGCUCGGAAAUAUAAACUGCCUUAUACAGUGCGAGGUCGACGCCUGGUGCGAUGAUGGUGCUACCGAUGAAGAAGAGACACCAGAGGCACUACUCAACAAUCUCUCACUGUCCGAUCCUGUAGUGCCUGCGGGAACGACAAGUGUGCAUUCGCAGUCCUGCCGUAGUAUCCCAGCUACUAUACACGCCGGCCACGACGUCCCUGCAUCGAAACUAGCUGAGAUCAAGACUGUUGGCCGGAAGCCCCUAUCUGCUGCAAUAGUAAAGCCACAGCUCUGGUUUGGCCGUACCCCGUAUCUGAUCACCGGCUCCCAUGAACAAGGCAACUUCAUCACUGUAGCAGUCAAGAAUGAUGGCGCAAACUUCACAGAAUGGGAGCAGUGUAACCAGGAAGCGUUACGAAAGCUGGUAGGCCUGAUUGAGCAAUUACGAAGCUUUGCACAACGUGUACCCGGUGGCGUGUGCGCUGUAACUUGCAACAAGACCGUCAAGCCUCUGAGAUUAGACGUCUUUGCUCCUACAGCGCGGAUGGAUCGGGUUACUGUACCGCGAGAAUUUGUAGAAUUGUUCUGGGGGAAAAAGUAG